AUGUUCCUCACCGUGGCCCUGCUGAGGAAAGGCAUCUCUGGCAAGCAGUGGAUCGGGAAGUACCGCAGGCCGCGUGCCAUCACCUGGCAGAUGAAACGCAACAUGCUGGUGCACCUGGAGCGCGAGGCGGAGAACGAGUACUGGAUCUCCCGACCGUACAUGACCACAGAGCAGGAGAGAGGACACGCCGCUGAGCGCCGAGCACAGAACUGGCUCACAAUUAAGGAGACCAAGUUUCAAAAGUUUCCAGAACAUAAGUAUGUUGCAGAUCAUCUAAGUCACCUCAACACGACCAGGACAUGGUCAAGUUAAUGAGGAGGGAGUAUUGACUUUGUGUGGGGCGAUGGAGAGGGGGCAUGCAUGUUGACUGCCAUUUGACUCCUGUGUGUCUUAAUGUAUGUAAUGUAUAUGAACUAUGGAGUGUUGGUAAUUAUAUCUUUAUAAAGCAAGCUCAUAUUUGAAAACAA
Salmo salar (Atlantic salmon) is the source of this 467-nucleotide messenger RNA. RefSeq names its product large ribosomal subunit protein mL63. Gene Ontology annotation, biological process: mitochondrial translation. The record is from RefSeq and is a predicted model, not a curated record. NCBI's taxonomy places the organism in Eukaryota, Metazoa, Chordata, Actinopteri, Salmoniformes, Salmonidae. Gene Ontology annotation, cellular component: mitochondrial ribosome. Gene Ontology annotation, molecular function: structural constituent of ribosome.